UACGUUUAGCCGUUUAGACUGUGCGUUGAUAUGUCAGUGAGUCAGUCAGUUUCUCCUUUUAUAUAUUUAGAUAGAGCAUACGAAUCUGAAGCUUAUCUGAAGUCUCGCAGCCGUUUGACGUCUCUAAAACACCCUCUUGUGCCGUUCCCAUAGUUACCUCAGGCACUGAAUGACUUAAGCGCUAGACUAGCGUAUUAUGUUAUCUGUGGCUUAGACAUGAAAUAGAUAUAUUAAGUGCUGCAUGUUUAAUUGGAUGUUAGUAGUUUAAUGGUGUCUGUUACGACUUUGCACAAGAGGAAAAUAACGGUAGCCAACAAAAUAAUGGUUAUUACGAAGGUCGUAUCAACACACAAUAAACUACACGAUGCACUUUAUAUAAGGUGAUAAUAAUACGUAUACAUAUAAAUUGCACAACAAAGUAUCAAUUGUAUUUAUGUUGCUUGUACAGUCAGCGUCAAAUAGUUUGUGACACCCAAAAAGUUCGCAACACGUUUUUGUUACAAAGAAUAAAGUUACGUUGACAUCUUUUUGGCUACUUUGAGUGUCAUGAACUAUUGACGCUGACUGUAGGUACGAGUAAGUACCUAAGUGUUAAGUAACAAUAAUUUUUUUUUUCCCUUUACUUCUUGUUCUUGAGUAUAAAAUAAGUAAAAUGAAAAGCCGUAGUAACUAUACGUAUUGGCUCCUUGGAGUAUUUCAUUUGUUCUAUAAAGCCUCUAAACCCGCAAAUUGAUAGUACAAACUUAAUGGAAGCUGUUCUUGAACAAGACGUGAUUUAUAUUCAACCAGCAUGUCGUCUAAGUAGCAGAAACAUUUCAAUUCAUUAAACGCGAAGCUUUCAAGUAAUGAGUUUGAGCAGAUUAAUAACGUUUAAGUUUUGUAACAAGCAGUAUCUGGGAGUGUAAUGCUUUCUGCCUUCACUGAGUCUUCAUUUCGUUUAACUUAAGGCCAUGCGAGCAUGGGUGAUUUUUUGUCACCGUGACAGUACAUCUCUCUUUACACUCGCCGACCACGGGCUGGAAGACGUUGCGUGGGCAUUUGGGCAAACCCUCACAAGGUAGACUGACUGCGGGAAGAAUCUGGAUGUAGGCAGCGCAGGACCAGUCGCUAUGGAAAUCCUUGAGGGAGGCCUUUGUCCAGCAGUGAACGUCAUUUGGCUGAAACAAUGGAGAGACAGUCAUACUGUCACGGUGAAAAAUGUCACCCUUGCGCGCGUGCCUUAAGGGUCAUAAUAGCACACGCUACUUCAACUUCUAGAGACGGUCACUACCACAGGUCACUACAUAAAUUUUAUUCGUUCCUAUGUUGCUCUUACUCUCUUAUGUGUUUUCUAUUUUUCACAGUAUCACAGAAGUCAUUUUACUACAAUGACAAUUUUUAACUUUCGGGAUUAAAAUUGUGUGUAUUCCAUUUCGUUUCUUAAUGUGGAUAUGGAUGGAUUCGAAAUGGGAGCAUUUUAUUAUAUCGUAAAUAAAUACCUUGUAAAGUUUCAAAGGAAGAUGCGACUGAAUCGCAUAUCCUCGAUACUAAAGUAGCAAAUGUGCGAUUACCCUUAACUAAUAGAACGAUUUAAUUAAAACUUCUUUUAUACUAAAGAAUCGUACACUUCUUGUUAUUUGCUAUGAACUCAACUAUGAUGUCAAACAUUAAAGAGGAUGAAAAUGAGACGGUAUUUAAAUAGGUUUGUUUUAUCUGUUAAUAAAGAGGACUAGAUUCCCAGGUGGGACAGCAAAAGUGAGUGAGUACCUUUUUACCUUUCGAAGAUAAGGAAUAACACACAACAACAUCACAAAAUUCUCUCCUAAACUGAGCAAAAUCGGAGGAACAUACUCGUACAUGGGGUUUGGAUACUCCUUGACAUAAAGAAUCUAAAGGAGAACAACCAUUUUGGGCCCAAGUUUGUACAGAGUUGUACAUUGUGAGUUUGUGCCGUUCACUCGAUCGGACGUGUCAGCGCUAUGAAAAUAAAUAUUUAAUUUAACUAUUCACUAGCAAAAUCGCGACCUACAUUAUCGAAACUCGGAAGUGUUUUAUCUGUGUCAUUUAUUUCUAAUUGAACACUGAACUUAUAAUGAUUUGUGUAUAGACUUGAUAAUAUGGAAGGAAGUCCCUUCAACCGGAGUGCGCUCACGCAGCGCAGCCCUCCGCCCACGCCCACGCAGCACGCGCCGCCCGCCGCCCCCGUCAUGGAACCACUCGAAGUGGUGGCCACUUCAGAACUCCAGAACUGGAUGAAAAGCAUCGAGCAGUGCCUGAAUGAGGUGUGCAUAAUCUCAUCGGAAGGAAAGCUCAACACUGACCAGAAACUGAGGAUUAGUAACCUGUGCAGAAGGGUGAGUAAUGGAACAUCCCAAAUGGCCGUACAAUACCAGUCGCUGAAGCAAAAGGCCAUUCAAGCUCAUAGCAACAUACAGGUCCUUAAAGAAAGUCAAGACAUUUCACAGCAACUUCAAGACCUCAAGAAAAGCAUAGAAGUGACCUCAAAACCUAUCUCGGGAGCGUUUUCCUUUGCUGACAUGGUUAAAAAGAGUCCUGUCAAUUUUAUUCAGCCCAAAAACUUCAGUUCUGUAGCUAUUUACCCGAAUGAUAAAAUGAAGUCAAGCGAGGAAACCAAGUCCCUAGUGCAAAAAAUAAUUAAGCCCGAAGAAAUGAAAUUGCACGUGAGAGGUCUACGGAAAACUAGAGAUGGCGGCGUUAUCAUCAGCACCAACUCCAAAGACGACAUCGAGAAGAUAAAGCAGUCAACGCAAUUAAGAACAUCAGGCCUCAUCAUAGACGAGACGAAGAAACGGAAGCCCAGGAUUAUAGUACUGGGAGUUCCUGCUUCCAUGGAUGAAACUGAGGUAUUUAAAUGCAUAUACCAUCAAAACCUAGCCGACAAACUUCAAAAUACGUCACUGGAAGCGUUCAUGUCCUCUAUUAAGCUAAGCCAUAAAUCAGGGAGGAAAGACACCGAAACCUGUAAUUAUGUAAUUGAAGUCACAGCUCAAAUACGGAAGACCUUGAUAGCAAAUGACAGAGUUUUUGUGAACUGGUCAUCGUGCCCUGUUAGAGACUUUACCCUAGUGACAAGGUGCUACAAGUGUCAGCAGUAUGGACACGCUGCUAAGACCUGUCGUGAAGCUAAUAUCACUUGCGGCCACUGCGGAGAAGUGGGUCACGUAUUAAAGGAUUGCAAUAAAAAGGAUGAACCCUCAAAAUGUGCGACCUGCUUGCACUUCAAAAAGCCCAACAAUCACAAGACAGGUGACGCUGAGUGCCCUGCUAAGAAACUAGCAGAACAAAGAUAUAUUAACACCAUAGAUUACGAAGGCGCCUAAGAGCGUCCCCUGCGAGUUUAUGUUUGUCUUGAUGUGUCAGUUUUAUCAUUAGCUAAUUUACUACCUAGAUUGUAUAAAUUAACUUUUACCAUUAGUACCUACUAGUAGAUAACUCCAUAAUUAAUCAUAGAGCUGUCCCACUAACCUUUUAUCAAAUCUACCUUAACAAACCGAAUUGCAUUUAAGUAUAUCUAGAGUAAACAUAAAUAACUUGUAUGAUUUUUGCAACAUUGAGCGUGACCCAGUUUAUUAUUUUUGUUUACGCAGACACUGUAUGUUGGAUGUUUUUAAUAAAGUAUGUAGAACAAGCAAUA
Messenger RNA from Ostrinia furnacalis (Asian corn borer), 3634 nucleotides. RefSeq lists its product as uncharacterized. The record is from RefSeq and is a predicted model, not a curated record. The transcript has a single exon. Gene Ontology annotation, molecular function: zinc ion binding; nucleic acid binding. NCBI's taxonomy places the organism in Eukaryota, Metazoa, Arthropoda, Insecta, Lepidoptera, Crambidae. The coding region runs from base 2097 to 3320 and encodes 407 amino acids.